This is a messenger RNA of Austrofundulus limnaeus, 717 nucleotides long. RefSeq names its product calcium/calmodulin dependent protein kinase II inhibitor 1 (gene camk2n1). Gene Ontology annotation, molecular function: calcium-dependent protein kinase inhibitor activity; protein kinase binding. NCBI's taxonomy places the organism in Eukaryota, Metazoa, Chordata, Actinopteri, Cyprinodontiformes, Rivulidae. The record is from RefSeq and is a predicted model, not a curated record. Gene Ontology annotation, biological process: negative regulation of protein kinase activity.
CUCUCUCUCUCUCUCUCUCCAGGUCUCCCCGGGAUCCGUGUUUUGCAUCGCGCCUAAUUUGCAUUUCUCCCUCAGAUUUUCCGAGCGAAAAAGCACCAGCGCGCGCGCGCAUCUCGGUCUUUUCUCUGCUCUCUGUGCUGUAGUAUGACGCGCGCGCGCGCCUCCAUUUCCAAAACGCGCGCAGAGACAACAACGCCUCUGGAUUUUGUGUGUGGGCUCCUUGUGUAUUUUUUAUUUUAUUUUUUUAAAAUAAUGUUGCCGAAGCUCCACGACCGAGGAAUCUAAAAAGGUUUUUUGUUUUUGGUUUUGGUUUUUUUCUUUGUUUUUCUCCAGAUGGACGGAGACGCGUCCUCGGGGUAAACAGAAAGGAAUAGGUCGUGCCAACAGAUUGCUUUUGUUUCAUUUUAUCUUUUAUUUUCUUAUUAAUGUUUAUCACCGACCACUGGGUUUAGUCGUUUGGGACAAACAGAAAAAAAAAAAUCCCCCCUCAUCCCCAGCUCGACACUGUUCCAUCUGGUGCGCCUUGGUGAUUAAGACGCAUUUUGGAGAUGUCGGAAGUGCUGCCUUUCAACGAAGAAAACAUGAGUCAUUAUGGAAAUGAGGGCGAUGAGGGACACCUUUCCUUCACCUGUCGUCUUCAAGACACCAACAACUUCUUCAGUGGCCCACAGAACAAACGUCCGCCCAAACUCGGACAAAUAGGCAGGAGCAAACGAG